Acaulospora morrowiae is the source of this 820-nucleotide messenger RNA. The record is from the annotation of a GenBank genome assembly. NCBI's taxonomy places the organism in Eukaryota, Fungi, Glomeromycota, Glomeromycetes, Diversisporales, Acaulosporaceae.
AGAAAUGGAUUUAGAUUUUGAAGAUGAUUCAGAGACACGAGUGCAUUUACUAGUGCAUGAUAUUAAGCCCCCGUUUCUCGACGGCCGCAUGGUUUUUACUAAACAAUUGGAAGCCGUGCAAUCUGUAAAAGAUCCUACGUCGGAUUUGGCUGUGUUCUCUAGAAAAGGAAGUCAAUUAGUAAAAGAAAAGCGAGAACAGAUGGAACGUCAAAAGGCCGCUAAGAAUGUGGUGGACAUUGCGGGCACCUCACUCGGCAACCUUAUGGGCAUCAAAGCUACAGAUGACAGCACAACAGCACCUGCCACCAAUGAAGAUGGAGAAAGUGAAGAACCAAAGGGGGAAUCUAAAUUUGCAUCUCAUCUAAAAGCUUCUGAAGCAAUAAGUGUAUUCUCAAGGUCCAAGACCCUUCGUGAACAACGAGAAUUUUUACCAGCUUUUGCUGUUAGGGAAGAGUUUCUGAGAAUUGUAAGAGACAAUCAAGUUGUUGUGAUUGUCGGAGAGACGGGUUCUGGGAAGACUACCCAAUUAACGCAAUACCUUCAUGAAGAUGGAUAUAGCAAAUAUGGAAUAAUAGGUUGUACACAACCUCGUCGUGUAGCUGCUAUGUCCGUCGCAAAGCGUGUUAGUGAAGAAAUGGAAUGCAAACUUGGAACUAUUGUUGGAUAUGUCAUUCGUUUUGAAGAUUGUACAUCUGAAAGUACCGUGAUUAAAUAUAUGACAGAUGGUGUUAUUGUUCGUGAAUCACUUAAAGAGCCUGAUCUAGAUAAUUACAGCGUCAUCAUAAUGGAUGAAGCACACGAACGUUCACUGCAAACGGAC